Molecule: messenger RNA, 2024 nt
Organism: Myotis daubentonii (Daubenton's bat)
Lineage: Eukaryota; Metazoa; Chordata; Mammalia; Chiroptera; Vespertilionidae
Gene: THEM6
Product: thioesterase superfamily member 6
Source: RefSeq, a predicted model, not a curated record
UAACGGCGCCGGCGGCGGGGCGGAAGGGACCACUGAGGACACGGGGGUGCCGGCGGCGAGGGGCGGGGUUCCUGCCUGCAGCACCCGCGGCCUCGGGCGCGUCCCCCCCUCAGCCGGCUUCGCGCGGUGGUUCGCUCCGGCCGCGCGCGGCGCUCGCCGGUUCCGGGGCUGGCGGGCGCGGGUGGCGGCGCAGCGCGCACCGGUGGCCCUGGCCCCGCGGCUCCGUCGCGAUGCUGGAGCUGGUCGUGGCGCUGCUGGCCGUGGCGCUCGCCUACUUCGCGCUGCUGGACGGGUGGUACCUGCUGCGCGUCCCGUGCGCCGUGCUGCGCGCGCGCCUCCUGCAGCCGCGCGUCCGGGACCUGCUGGCCGAGCAGCGCUACGCGGGCCGCGUGCUGCCCUCGGACCUGGACCUGCUGCUGCACAUGAACAACGCGCGCUACUUGCGCGAGGCCGACGUGGCGCGCGCCGCGCACCUGGCCCGCUGCGGGGUGCUCGGGGCGCUGCGCACGCUCGGGGCGCGCGCCGUGCUGGCCGCCUCGUGCGCGCGCUACCGCCGCUCGCUGCGCCUGCUGGAGCCCUUCGAGGUGCGCACCCGCCUGCUGGGCUGGGACGACCGCGCCUUCUACCUGGAGGCGCGCUUCGUCAGCCUGCGCGACGGCUUCGUGUGCGCGCUGCUGCGCUCCCGCCAGCACGUGCUGGGCGCCUCGCCGGAGCGCGUGGUGCAGCACCUGUGCAAGCGCAGGGUGGAGCCCCCGGAGCUGCCGGAGGACCUGCAGCACUGGAUCGCCUACAACGAGGCCAGCAGCCGGCUGCUCCGGGCCGAGAGCGGGCUCAGCGACGUUGUCAAGGACCAGUGACCAUCCCUGCCCGCCAGCCACUACCUAGGCAGUCACCCGCCCGUCCCCGCCUGCCAGGAGGCAGACACUGCAGAAUGGGGAGGCGGCCCGGGCUCUCCGAGCUGAGGUAGCCUGUGACCAGCCCAGCCCCCUUCACUCGCUCGGCCCUCCCCCACCCCCAUAAUUGACGCCCCUCUGAGAGCCUCCCCACUGAGCAUGGGAUGGGGUGACCUAGGCGCCCUGACCUAUCUGUCCUGCGGGUGGAGGCGGUGAGUGCAGAGGGAGGCCCAGAGUCCUGGGCGUUGGGGCUGGGUUGGGGGGUGCCAGGCUUCCAUGGGCCCGGUCCAGAGAUCGCUCGGAGCUCAGGGAGCACCUGGAGCCGCACUGGGCACCGAGCCCGCAGUCGGAGAUGGUAGGGGAGGGGGCACCUGAGGGGCCGCCAGCAUCUCAGGCCCGUCCCUCCCUCGGGCUGCAGGGGAGGGGGUGGCAGGCCCGGGGCGGAGUCGAGCGGGUCAGAGGGCGUGGGGCUUCUGUGCAGGUGGCGAGCUUCCUGAAGCUGGGGGUGCCCUCUGCACCUGCCCUCACUGUCUGCAUUCCUUGGUCCCAUUGGGGUGUGCUGUGUGCCCACGGGUGGGGCCCUGCCCUCUCUGGCCCUCCCACUGGCUGGCCUUGCCUCGCACCCUGUUCUGCUACCCAUCGCCCCUUCUUCCUGGGAGGGGCCGCCUCCCUGAUGGGCCGGGGCUGGGAGGGGUCUUCUCGGUUCCACCCCAGCGGCCUGGCCCAGAGCUGCCCUCAGGGCUCCCCGAUGGAGCCACCCACCUGCUGGGUGUGGCCAAGCCUCCCCCCUACCCCCCCCCCCCCCCCAGCCUUAUGCCUCAGCUGGAGAGAGGCAGGAACUGGCUGAAACCAACAAGCAAGAAAGCCCGGCCCGGGACACGGAUCAGGGCCCAGGAUGCGUGACUGCCGCCGCCUGUGUGUGUGGCGCUGCCCCCCGAGUGCACGGGCGGGCCAGGCAGCCGGAGCCCAGAGCCGCGCCUCGCCGCCAGUCUGGGAGGCCCCCACCCCCGCCUUGGAGCCAGGAGCACAGCCCGCCUCAUGCCUCACGCGCACACGGUCGCCUUACAGCCGCUGGGAAGCUGCAAUGUGUGUUCUGCUAAAGGACCCGAGAUUAAAGGGUCUUCGGUGUGA